CCAGUGCCGUAUCUGCUCUCCAGCCCGCAGCCGGCAGCGGCUGUGUGUGCGCGCUAAUGACGGUGGAAGGUGCCUGGGGGAGGGCCUGGGGAGGGGCUGCCCGGCGCAAUCGCGCCCCUGGCACUUCCUAACAGACUCAGCCCUUUCUCUGCAGCUGCCACUUGAAGACUCCACACUUUCCCCCCAGAGGAAAGGAGCCAUCUAUCUAAAUCAGCUGUACUCUCCACAUCCCUCGUUUCUCCCUCCGCCAACCGCCACCCCCACCCCUUCCAUUGUGUUGUGCCUUUAGCUCCGCUUCCUGCGUAAGACCCUAACCUCAUUUGUGGCAGGAGGGAUUACUGAGAAUUUCGGAACCUCGAGUUUCAAUGGAGCUGUACGGAAAGAUGGCCUCUGCCCAAGAUGCCAGGUAUGGCCAGAAAGACUCCUCUGAUCAGAAUUUUGACUACAUGUUUAAACUGCUCAUCAUUGGCAACAGCAGUGUGGGGAAAACAUCUUUUCUGUUCCGUUAUGCGGAUGACUCCUUUACCUCUGCAUUCGUCAGCACAGUUGGAAUCGAUUUCAAAGUAAAAACCGUAUUCAAAAAUGAAAAGAGAAUCAAGCUUCAGAUUUGGGACACAGCAGGCCAGGAAAGAUACAGGACUAUCACCACAGCUUAUUAUCGUGGGGCCAUGGGCUUUAUUUUAAUGUAUGACAUCACAAAUGAGGAAUCCUUCAAUGCGGUACAGGAUUGGUCAACUCAAAUCAAAACAUACUCUUGGGAUAAUGCCCAGGUUAUCCUGGUUGGGAACAAAUGUGACAUGGAAGAUGAGCGGGUCAUCUCAACCGAGAGAGGCCAGCAUUUAGGAGAACAGCUUGGUUUUGAAUUUUUCGAAACAAGUGCCAAGGAUAAUAUUAAUGUCAAGCAGACAUUUGAGCGUCUUGUGGAUAUCAUCUGUGACAAAAUGUCAGAGAGUUUGGAGACCGAUCCGGCCAUCACUGCCGCAAAGCAGAACACAAGACUCAAGGAAACCCCUCCUCCACCGCAGCCCAACUGUGGCUGUUAAUGUCCCCACGCACACAGGCGGGUCCAGGAGGGCUGGUUGCUAACCGCCUUUAAAAAUGGUCUAUUAGCCUUCAUUUAUACUGCCUAAUAAUUAUUUGAGGGAAAUCUUUGAUGUCAAUGGCUCGUACAUGCAUUCAAUUCUUGGGAGAUUUCCUGUGUUAAUAUGUGGCUAAUAUGUGAUCUUAAAUUUGUAAGGACUAUCCAUCUAUAAACAUCUGGUAUUUGCAUGUGAUUUGUUAUUUGUCUUCUAGGCUCUUUUUGUUUCAGAUUUCUUCUCAGAUUAAGCUACUGCUGGGACCUCAGACUAUAAUUUCACUACAACUGACUUUUGUGCUACGGGUUCAAAAUUAUGCUGUUCACUUGUAGGGAAAAUAAUCAAGUAAUUGCUUGCGUGUGUGUGGGCAGGAAGAGAUCUCAGGAGACCUUAUUUGCUUUACUCUAGUUGAAAAUCAAGUGGAAAUAUUACUCUUGAUUAGGGAGACUGUCAUGGGUCUGGUCAGUUUACUGUUCAGGAAAUAUGUCUAUUUUUCAGUGUUCUUUAUAACUGAGGAGACCGUUGACUAUAAAGAAAUUGAAAUAUUGUUUUUAAGGCCCUUGCAAGUUUCCUAAGAGAUUAAAUCUAAUUUUAGUCAGGUAAAUAUUAAAGAGUAAUUUUAGUUUAUCUGUUUAAAUAAGAAGUACCCUAACCCAGGGCUGCUUUUCCCACUGAUUCUACCCAACAUUCUGAAUAUUUGAGGGCACUGGCGGCCUGAGAGUAUCUGCUGAAUGCGUAAUGCAACAAGCAUUUUAACCAAGAGGAAGAGGAGUAGCUGGAGAAUUCCAAGGCCUGAGCUCCCCCCAUUUCCUUAAUAACUAGCCCCCCAUAACAUACAAACUUUCUGGAACCAUUACCAACUCUUGGAGCAGAGGUUAAGUUGAAGUUUGUGACAGCAUAAGAGGUAGGUUUGCUUCCCUAACCUCUGCCUUCUGCUCACACGUCAGCUGAGUUCUUUUGCCUAGUUAAAAGUUAUUUAAACAGUAUCACAAUGGCUCCCAGGUUGAGGAAAAGACAAUUUUCAUCUCUAAUCUUUUUCAAUGCUGGUGUUCAGAAAUCCCCCCUUCUGUGAGCAUUUAAAAAUGUGUAAGUUGCUCAGCAUACUCUUUGGAGCUGAGAGUUAUAGAACCACUUUAGGAUGCCGUCAGCAAUUUGGGAAGAAGAAGGAAACCAUUGGAACACUGAGAUUCUUCCUCCCAGAUUUCCUGAAGACUGUGUACAAAAAGCAAGCAAAUCCCACCAGCUCUUCUGACUGAGCGCUAGAGGGAAGCUGGCGUCUGUGUCAUUCCCCAGCAGUGUUUGCAGGUGGAGUUUAAGCAGCAGCAAGCACAGGUUGGCAGAUUUGGAAGUGAGCUUCCCCCCUUUUUGGUGAUCAUGUCAAAGAUGUUUUCUCCUCUUUUCAAAAAUAGAAACACUUUCUAUGAAAGAAUUGGAUGCAAGUUUAUUAGACAAGAAUAUUGACAGGGAAACACGCAUGUAUCUAGACAGAUCUCUGGAGGAUAAAUGCCUGCAAAUCAGGAAAGUAGGGCACAUACAUUUGAGAAAGUUAGAAGAUGAAAAUUACAGGAGAGAGAAUUUGGGAUGUUUUAAGCAUAUCCAUGUUAUUUCUCAUAUUCUUAGCUUAAGAUCCACUAAUGGGUAAUAAAUUUCUACUUUGGCACCCUGCAAGGCAGGCCUUAGCUCAGUGAAGACAAGAAAACAUUAAUGCUUUAUUAGAUUUUAAUGGGGUGACCAGAUUCAAAAAAUCACAUAAAUUAAAAUGAAAGGACAGAGACAAGGCAGGGGGCAUCAAAACAGAUUUGUUUGCAACAGAAGCCUGUUUGCAUGAUAUUGUAUUAUUUCUAUAACUUGGACUAGAAAGUGGUCAUGUUGAAUAACAUAGCUGUUAAGCUCACUUUUAAUAUGAAGCAAUAAAGCCAGGCAGACCUUCUCAUCCUCUCUCACAGUCCCCAUCCCACACAUACAUACAGAUGUCAAGGGCCUAAAUAUGAUGUUUCAAAUGGCUUUUCCAGAAGGACCUUAAUAUGUGUAUUACUGUAAAAUGAGAGAUGGUAGAAAAGUGGAAGGGAAAGAGUUGAGUUUUGCUUUCUUGUAAACCCCUUUCUAGAAAUCUGUCUAAAAGGACAGAUUACUAUUGAAAUUAAUUGGCCCUAGGACCAGAAGACCCAAAUCCAGUGCCUACUUACACAGUGCCCAAUAUGCCAAAGUUAAACUACUUUUAUGCCAGUCAGGGGAAUGUGAUGCAACAGCAGCCCAAGUGAUAUUGCCAAGAAACAUUUGAUAAUUUCUAUUUUCCAAACCUCAAUGAAAGCAAAGCCUUCCUAACUGAUUCUUAGUUCUGAAACUCCUACCCUGGUGCGAAUUACAUUGAGCGAGAAGUUUCCAAAGAGGAUUGUCACAGAAUUCAAGUGAAUGCACACCUAUGUUUCUGCUGUAAAGCACAUGGAAAGAGAUUAUUCUCCAUUCCUAAUCUCAUCAAGAGAUCUUGGCUUUAUAAUCAAAUUUGGCAAAAGAGGAACCAGCCCAGGGUUAACGAAGUGAGCUUCUACUGGAAUCCAGGUAUAUUACUUAUAAAUUAGAACAUUGUAGUUCCAAGGCUUUUCCGUCUUUGGCCAACACAUGCACUCGGCUACACGCCCAUGCACACACACACACAUGCUAUACCCCCUACAUUCUCUCCAUCUGCCAACAGAUUAAAUAACCACAGGUCAUUUUUACUAAAUGCCUAAUUAAAUUUGUUUUCAAAAAAACAAGACACCUUAAAAAGUAUAUACUUCUGUUUGUAAAUUUUAGACAUCCAUCUUUUGUCUUUGAUACAAUUCAAUUAGUGUCUCAAGUAUGAAUUUCUCUUCCUCUGCCACCCCUCUCCUCACCACCCCCAGCUCUCCAAUCGCUUUUAGAAACAAACUUUGAUUGUUUUGAGCAGACACAUCCAAGAGCUUUGGUUUGGAUGCAUUAGUUUUCUUUCCUAAUGUCAUUGAAAAAUGUGACUGGAAAUUAAUUCAUCUAAAUAGCCAUCCACAGAGCGAAUCUGCGUUUCAGCUUUUUGAGAUGUGAAUGGAUGUAGAAGGUGUGUGAAGUUUCUUAAGUCCUAAGAUGGCAGUUUACAAGUUAGCCUCACAUCUAUGGGCUCGCAAGAAGAAUUGCUUCAGGACAGGGAACUAAUUCAUUGCUGCUGCCCCCACUGAACAGCUUCUACUGCCUUGAGCUCCCAAAGACUAUAAGGUCCAAGAGGUUUGUAUAGUUCCUCCCUUAGGUCACUUGAAGUCAGUAUCCCCUUGCUGCCUGGUAAAUAAAUGCUAAGAUUUUUAUUUGGAAAAGGAACUAUGAUGAUGCCUUCAGUUGUAGCAGGAAGCUGCAGCAUUGUUAUGAUAAAUGUGAAGCAUAUAUUCUACAAAAUUACAACCCAAAUUAUAUAAGACAUCUAUAUACUCAAUAAACAAAUAUAUAUUUCACCUACUUAGUUCUUACCCCAGAUUAAUGAUAGUCCUUUUGUUUAGCACAUGGGUUGUUUUUCAGGAACUAAUUUAAGCUUCCAUUUUUAACUAUAUCUAUGCUGAGAAUGGACUUUCAGGUAUGCAAUGUUCUUUUUUAAAAGUAAAAUACAGUCCACUAUUAGCUGAACUUCCAUGAAGCAACAUUAAUUUUGAAGUGUGGUAGUUGGUAAUCAGUGGCUCAUUGUGACACACUUUAUCCAAUGUGUAUCUUAGUGUUUGGUGAGUAUAUACUAUGUCAUCCUUCAGUCAACCGUGUGACACCUGUGGGACUAUAUUAAAAAUGCAUCCAGACUCUACCAAGCUAUCCCAAGCCUGAAGUAGCAGCUGCAUUUGAAAAACUGUGGGAUAAAUCUUACCUUAAAGUCAUGACUAAAACCCUUCUAGAUGAAAAGUGUUUGUUAAUAAUUUUCAUAUACUAUUAGAAUUCUCAAUCAGGUAUUUUGGUGUAGCAUACUUGGGAAGUGGCCUGUCUUUCUGUCUGAAGAAUCCUCUCUCUCUAGAUUAUAGUUUGCAUGACUGGUACCUGGAACUCUUGGUUCCUUUGUGUGUAUACUCGCUCAGUGUGCGUGUUAGGGUGCCACGUGAGCAACUACACCUAUGUGGCCUUUCUAAUCACCCCCUGGAAGAUGCAACCUUUACAGCUCUGCUUAGCUUUGCCUAUUCGUGCAUACUACCUGGUUUGAGUAGUUUACCAGUAAAAUGGUGAAGUCUUUCUGAUGAGUUGAACAGUUAGGGUCAGCUUUUUAGAGUCCUUUAUAUUUUAAGUGAAUUUUUGACCAAAGCCUGUUGAGGAGAUAAACCGGUUUUAUAUUCUGAAAUGUAUUAGGACAAAUUAAGUAAAAGAUGAAGUUUAUGACCAGAAAAAAGCAUCAUUUAUCCUAACAGUGCACCUAAAGGGCUCCAGGUUCUAGAAAUACAGCAUCCCCUAAGAGGGCAAAAACAGGUCUGGGGAUUUUACCUAAAACGUAUCUACCUAUUGUUAUUGGUAUUUCAUAAACAAAUGUAGCUUUUUUCUUAAAAACCUUUACAGAAAUGCUUGACACUCCAGUCAAAGAAUAUUUCCCUUUGGUACAUUAAAAUAUUUACACUUGGGCCACACACAGUGUUGCCCCUCCCAACCCAUACACACUCCCACACAGAGAUAUCUUUUUUAUGAAUGGAAAUUUCCAAUAUGGUGCUUUCUCAGUGCUGUGGAAAAGGGAGUUUUAGCUGUGUUCCAACUGUAACUCACAUUUUGUUUAAAAAGGUCUACAAAAUAGAUUCUUUGCGCUGCUGUGACUUGUGUAUCUAUGCACAUAAUUCUCAUUAAAAAGAGGAUAGAGAGAAAAUACAGUUUGCAAACAUUCUAGACAAACGAUAUUAAAUUUCAAAACCUGUCAGAGCUUGAGUACUAAGAUCAGAACCUCUAGCUGGUGGACAGACUGAACAUUCUAUUUGCAGUUCUCUUUUCUGCUUCCUAAUUUUUUAUCUGCAUUUCAGUUUCUUAAAGCACUAUCCUCAUAGAAUGACAGGACCGAGAAUAGGAAAUAAGACUCAAGUUUCACCAUUCAUCUCCCACCAGCGCUAUUAUUGGUGAAGUUUUAACCAGUUAUUACUUGCGAAAUGAGGUUGGGGGUUCCCUGUGUAUCUCAUUCACCUGUGUUUAUAUUUUCCUUUGUUGUGGACAACUGAGAGUUGGCUGUGGCUUUAUUUCUUAAUGGAAGUAUUUCCAUAUUCAUGUUGUUUGGGGCUAGGGAUUGCUUGGUUCGUGAAUACUGUUCUUAAAGACACAGAUGGUACAUGAGCCACACAGAUACCUGGCCUUUCAGGGAUGUGAGCAUGACUUCCAUCUGUCUAGCAGUGCCAUACUCCUCAUAAAAGUGAAGUCUGGGGAUUGUGUGCUGUAUCAAUAUGAUGGUUUUCCACGCAUUGUUUCAUCAUCCCUAGGAUGUGUGCUGAAUGAAAACUUCCUGUAAUUCCUGUUAAUAUAUUGUUAAUGUCAGACGUGAUGUGAUCCCGUUGGGCUGUCCAAAUGUACAACUAUUUAAUGGUGUUUGUGGAACUGAAGUGUCUUAAAUGUUGCAUGAAAUAUGUAAUAAAAAUAGAUUUGUUUUCUAUUUUUCAACACCUCAGAAUUGAGGGUUCAUGGGCCAAUAAGUGCAAUAUUUAAUGACUUACUCAGUGUAUAUAAACUAGUGUGAAAGAGUGAAUUAUAAUGAAUGUGUGAGAUGCUUUGAUGGCUGUGUGACUUAUUCAAAUUAUUUCUUGUAGCUGUAUUUGUCUAGUGGUGCAAUUUAUACAGUAAAUAUCUUAUUGGUGUCAUGUGAAACUCCUCUGUGCCUACUUCAAAGUACUUUUUUUCCUAUAAGACACUUAGUGUCUGUGACUAUGUCAAUUUUGCCUUUUAGCACUGCGGAUUUCAUUUUCAAGACAGAACGGCUGUUAGUUUAUUUUAUACAGGCAUUCCCUUCUUUAAUUCAGACUUCUUACACCUCUUAUAAGAAGCUAAUUUAAAUACCUAAGAAAAAAAUAUGCACAUAAGGAAAAGUCAUUUUUAUUCUUCUCAGAAAAGUUGAUCACAUGUCGUGUCUACUAAAAAUUUUCACUCUUGUAUUUGUUUGUAUAUUUUAUUGUUACUCAACCUGGUUGUUUUGUUUUGUUUUGCAAAUUUAAUACUGUCAACCCUGGGAAUCCUAAAAUAGUGAUGUCUUUUUAGGUUGUAGCUAAUGUUAUAUUCACUUUCAAUUCUCAAUUGUCCACACUGAUGAUACAGGAGAAACAAAAGUCAGAAUCCUUAAAUCACUUUGGUGUGUCAUCGUAAUCACAUAUAUUCAUCCUCAAACCACCGUGGUUAAUCCCACAUUUGGUGGCCUAGAACUUCACUGAGAUGCAAAAAUCAAAAAAUUAGGCCCGGUUGCUGGAUUGCCAAAAACUAUACGUGUUUGUGUAUAUGAAGUUUAAGGUAGGUCAACUAACAUAAACUAUUUGCCAUUUUCAAGUUUUAAGGCAAAGCACUCAUUUGUAACAUUGUGCUUUGCCUUUUCAUUUAGUUAGCAGAGUAAAUCAUGAUACCCUUAGGAAAAAAAGUUGAGGUAUUCACUAAAAAUGAUGAAGAGCAGUUGGCUUUAGAUGACCGUAGCCAUCUGUACAUCAUAGGAAGCCUUCAGUUCUCUCAAUGACAAUAGCCUGAAAUCGACAUGUGGGGAUGUGCCAAUCGUAUUAAAUGGCUUUGGGCUACUGCUGGCAAUGAGUGGCCCUAUUUUAAAUGUGAUAGCCUGAAAUUUGUAUUUAGCUCUCAAACUCACUGAAGAAGUCAAGUUAAGGUGGGUGAAACGGAGAGAUUAGUGACAACUUUGUGCCAAACUUAAGAAAAAAAUGUAAGCAGGUAGCCAACAUUAGAAUGAUAAUUUAAGAGUGUGUUUAAAUGUUUAGUUAGUCAUCACUCAGUUAUUGAAUACCAUAUGCUCAGUGCUGUGAGAAUCAAACAUGGAAGAGGUAUGGCUCCUGCCCUUAAUAAGCUUACUGACUAAAGGAGGAGGAAAAAAAAAUGCCAGGAUAUAAUCUACAUGCUAAGUUAUGCCAGGAUAUAGGAGCACAGAGAAUGAAGGACCUAUAAGAACUGGAAGAGUUAAGAAUGGCUUCUUUAAAGAGGUCAGACAUGAUUCCAGAAAGAAUUAAGACUGAGGAGAUUGGACCAGGCCAAUAAGUGGGAAAGAUCACAGUAUGUUCCCCGUGAAUGGAAGGGUGACAGAGCCAGCAGCUAUAGAUCAUUACUUUCUCUAGAGAGCCAAACUGGCCUUCCGAAACCCAACAAAUCACCCCAGUUUGGCUCUCUCUGUUUUUGUCCCCAUGAGGAAGACAAGCUGCAGCAUCAUCAUAUUCCUCUGUGCUGAGCAAGCCCAGACUUGGCCACACAACACAAAUUGCUUUAAAGCCACAUUAGACAGUUGAUUUAGACAUUUUGCCCAUGCACCAAACCACAAGACAUUGUCUAAUCCAAUGUCAACCAGGCAGAUGCGUGCCCAGAGAUUUUUCUGUAGUUCCAUAUUUCCCAUAAAGGGUGUUGGGAAGUGCACAGAUGAAGACCUUCCUUUGUUACCGGGCACUUUUUGGCUCCUUCUCAGUGACUACACUGUGGAGGUCUUCUUGGGAAAAUAUUGAGUAACAGCUUAAUGCUUUCAUAUAGUGAUAGUGACAUUUAGUUGAAAACUACUGCCGCGCAGCAACUAUCGUGAUUCUUCAUGUGUCCACAGGAGCUCUUGUCUGGGUUUAAAGCUAUAAAGUGUAUUCACAUUGUGAAGUUUUAAUUCUCUUUAUUGAAAUUAAUGGUGUAAAAACUGUACGUGCUGUUAGGUAUUAAGUUUGAAUGUGAAUUCUGUAUAGAAAGUGGUUUUUGUUCUUUGGGUUUAUCUUGUUUUAUUUUUUGGAGAUUACAAUAAAUAUCUAAGAGAAUAUAUUCCUGAA
Molecule: messenger RNA, 9016 nt
Organism: Equus caballus (horse)
Lineage: Eukaryota; Metazoa; Chordata; Mammalia; Perissodactyla; Equidae
Gene: RAB3C
Product: RAB3C, member RAS oncogene family
Biological process (GO): regulation of exocytosis; protein secretion; protein localization to plasma membrane
Cellular component (GO): endosome; synaptic vesicle; plasma membrane
Molecular function (GO): myosin V binding; GTPase activity; GTP binding
Source: RefSeq, a predicted model, not a curated record